ACGAAAACGUUUUGGUGACCUAGAAGCGUAAAACCGUAAGUUUUUAAAUUUUAAAGCGCGAUUUUAACUACAUUGGGUAGGAGUGCCCCUUCUUGCGCUCUGAUUAAUAAAUAAAAAAUUUACACAAUAAUUUUUUUAAUUAAACAUCGACAUUUAUAUUGUAAUAUUUAUAAAUGGAAUAGGGAUUUUAUAAGGAAAAGAAAAGUUGAAGAAAUAAUUGCGUGCGGAUAAUCCCACACCACAUGUCGGUUGUAUUUGUAUAAGACUACAAAGUUCCAUUCCAAAACGCAUCGGGCUGGCGAUAAAGAAACAAAACAGAAGGCCAGUAACCAAAACAAAACAGCAGACCUCACCAUAGGAACGGUGGGGGCGCGACCUCUCUAUAACAACCCAUCAGGAGAGAGAGCAGGAGACUGUUCCAUUCAAACAUAAAAAAUAAGAAAGCACUCAUAAAUAAUAAAUCGCCUUAAAAAUAGGGAGAAAGCCAGGAAAAUUGAUUUAUUUAAAGCAAGUAGAAAGGGAAUGAAAAAGCUGAAAUUGAUUCAAGUUUGAGAUCCGCAUUCUGAACAUCCCGAAGAAGAAGAAGAACGGCGAGCCAACCAAACAGCUCUCUCUCUCUCUCUAGAGGAAGGAGCACAACAACCGGCCGAGUAACCGGAGCUUCUACAGCUCCACCGUUGUGGCGGCGUAUGAUAAUAACUAUACAGCAAGUUUCGGAGGGCUGAAAUCCAUCUCCACCGCCCGUUCUACCCCGUUUUCCCCCACGUGGAUGGGCCAGUCAAGUUCCACGGCUGCCGUCGCGAGCCGCCGGGACACCAACCUUAGCCACCGCUUCAAGUUCAAAUCCUCCUUCUCCACCUCGUCGCCGAUUAAAGGCGGCGGCGACGACAACAACGCCGAAGAUUUCAUGGUCUUCGAGGCGCCUGAUUACAUAUCGGAUCUGCCGGAUGAGUGCUUGGCCGUCGUUUUCCAAUCGCUGAGCUCCGCCGACAGGAAACGAUGUUCCAUGGUCUGCCGCCGGUGGCUCAUGAUCGAAGGCCAGAGCCGCCACCGCCUCUCCCUCAACGCGCAGGCCGAUCUCCUCACCUUGGUGCCGAAGCUGUUCACUCGCUUCGAUUCCGUCACCAAGCUCGCCCUGAAAUGCGAGCGCAGAUCCACGAGCAUCGGCGACGAGGCCCUCACGAUGAUCUCUUUCCGAUGCAGGAACCUCACGCGCCUCAAGCUCCGCUCGUGCCGCGAGGUCACCGACGCCGGGAUGGAGGCCUUCGCCAAGAACUGCAGGUCGCUGAAGAAGCUCUCCUGCGGAUCUUGCAACUUCGGCGCCAAAGGUAUGAACGCCAUCCUUAACAACUGUGCAUCUCUGGAAGAGCUGUCCGUGAAGCGGCUCCGCGGAAUCACCGACGGAGCCGCGGCGGAGCCGAUUGGUCCCGGUCUAGCCGCGUCUUCCCUCAAAACGAUUUGCUUAAAGGAGCUUUACAACGGACAGUGUUUCGGCCCGCUCAUAAUCGGGUCAAAGAAUCUCAGAACCUUGAAGCUUUUCAGAUGCUCUGGGGAUUGGGAUAAGGUUCUGCGGGUGAUUCCCGAUCGGGUUUCCGCGCUGGUCGAGAUCCAUCUCGAGAGGUUGCAGGUUAGUGACGCUGGCCUGACGGCAUUAUCUACUUGCCUCAGUUUGGAAAUCCUGCACCUGGUUAAAACUCCGGAGUGCACGAAUUUCGGCUUGACAUUGGUUGCAGAGCAGUGCAAGCUGUUGAGGAAGCUUCACAUUGAUGGAUGGAAGGCCAACCAUAUCGGCGACGAUGGACUGAUAGCAGUUGCCAAGCACUGCCCUAACCUGCAAGAAUUGGUUCUCAUUGGAGUCAAUCCAACCAAGAUCAGUCUGGAAACCCUAGCAUCCAACUGUCCAAACCUAGAGCGACUAGCCUUGUGCGGAAGCGAUACUGUUGGCGAUGCAGAGAUCUCUUGCAUUGCUGCAAAAUGCGUAGCACUGAAGAAGCUCUGCAUCAAGAGUUGCCUUGUGUCGGACGAAGGGAUGAGAGCCCUGGCAACUGGUUGCCCCAAUUUGGUGAAAGUGAAGGUGAAGAAGUGUAGAGGGGUGACUUGUGAUGGUGCAGAAUGGUUGAGAGCGAGUAGAGAAUCGCUUGCGGUGAAUUUGGACAGCGGUGAAGUGGAGCAUCAAGAUGCAAAUGCUAGUGGUGGUGGUGGUGGUGGGGUGCAGGAUAAUGGGGCUGAGAAUCCUCCUCAGGCAGGGCUGAAUCAAAUGCCGCCUGUAGCGCCUUCGAUUGCUGGUGGAUCGAGGAGUACUGCGCGUUCAACUUCAUUCAAAGCGAGGUUAGGGCUAUUGGGUGGGAGGGGUAUAGUGGCUUGCACUUUGAGAAGAUGGUCUAGUGGCAAUGGCGGGUCUCAAAGCUAAUACGAUGUCUCCUGAGACGAAAGUUUCGGAACAUCACGGGCGAGCGGGGCUUAUUGAAACUGUUGACAUGCUUCCGCUUUGUUUUACAUUCGUUUUUGUUGUUGUAUCGUAUCAUCUGAUUCUAUCUUUUCUUUUCGGUGUAUGUAAGCUGAAACUGGAAACUGCGUGGCUGUUGUAUUGCAUUCAUAAUUGAAUCUUUUAAAUUUACUGCAAAGGAUGAUGCAAGCUAAUAGAUGAUUACAGUUCAU
Linum trigynum is the source of this 2658-nucleotide messenger RNA. The record is from the annotation of a GenBank genome assembly. NCBI's taxonomy places the organism in Eukaryota, Viridiplantae, Streptophyta, Magnoliopsida, Malpighiales, Linaceae.